Marmota flaviventris (yellow-bellied marmot) is the source of this 348-nucleotide messenger RNA. Lineage: Eukaryota; Metazoa; Chordata; Mammalia; Rodentia; Sciuridae. The record is from RefSeq and is a predicted model, not a curated record.
AUGCCAAGGCAGAGGAGCCGUCGAGGAGGAGGAGGAGGAGGAGGAGGAGGGCAGGCCCGCUCCCGCACCGCCCGAGCUGAGCUGACCUUCUCCGUGAGCCAGGUGGAGCGCCGUCUGCGGGAGGGCCGCUAUGCCCAGCGCCUGAGUUGGUCUGCGUCCGUGUUCCUGGCCGCCACCCUCGAGUGCCUGACAGCCAAGGUGCUGGAGCUGGCGGGCAACGAGGCCCGCCACAGCGCCAGGAGGCGCAUCACCCCAGAGCUCCUGGACAUGGCCGUCCACAACAAUGCGCUGCUCAGCGGUCUCUUCGGGACUACCACCAUCUCCCAGGUCGCCCAGCCCCGGCGCUAG